Branchiostoma floridae (Florida lancelet) is the source of this 1902-nucleotide messenger RNA. RefSeq lists its product as uncharacterized. The record is from RefSeq and is a predicted model, not a curated record. Bases 90 to 392 code for a protein of 100 amino acids. Lineage: Eukaryota; Metazoa; Chordata; Leptocardii; Amphioxiformes; Branchiostomatidae. The transcript has 3 exons.
GACAACGUGGCCACUCUUGGACAACAGACCCAGUCUCUGACCAUGAUAAAAAGAUCAACAUUCACCGUGUGGUGCAUCGACUUGCCCUUAUGGCAGGUCAAGCUGGAGGUCAGGAGGAAUACAGGAUGAAAGACAACAUGGCCACUCUUGGACAGAAACAGUCUCUGACCAUGACAAAAAGAUCAACAUUCACCGUGUGGUGCAUCGACUUGCCCUGUGGAAGGUCACGCUGGAGGUCAGGUGAAAUACAGGAUCUGGGAGCACUCGAUGAAAUCCAACUGAAGCUGAAGCAGCCAAUACCACGACAGAGUGAUGCUGCAUGGAAUAUGCUCCGUGGAUCAACCGGACAAGAAAAGAAAGGAAAAAGGAAAAUGAUCUUGAUCCAGAUUUAGCUCACUGAAGAGCUAGUCUACCACUUGUCGUGACAGAGAGAACAGAUGAUAAUGUACAGUAUUUGCAGGUUCAUUGUACCAAGGAAAUUCCCCUAGCUCUUUUCGAAAAGCACAAUGAACAGUGGACCACGGCUUAACGUCCUGUCUUAAGGACUGCAACCCUUUCUGGUAACGUGCAUGUUGGGUGAGCGACACAGCUGGAAGAAAAGGGGACGACCUAACCUCAGACACUUAAGAAUGUACCAGAGGAAGAGGUUGGACUAAAGGACCGUAACCUGCUAGACGCCUUGCUAGAUGCCUAGAGCAACAUCAUUAGAGUCACCUCAUAUUACAAGGACAAACUGAACUGUGCUCCACUUCACUACGUAGCCCUACUUGCCACAUCAAAAGAAGGGGUCUAUAAAAGAUUAUAGAUCUCCCUCAAGCUGACUUGGACUGCAGGUACCAGAUUCAGGCCCCCGUGAACAUCAUGGUAACAGCCCUCACCUUUCUGCACCAGAUCAUGAUGCACCUGCUCCACUUAACAAACCCUAGUAUGUACAUCAACAAAACCUACUUGUCAACAUCUCUGACAACACUGCAAUGCUCUGGAACAGGCGUUUGAAAUCAUUGACAACUUUCGUCCGUGGCACCUUUCUUCUGACCACAGCAGAUUGAGGCUGAGUGUAACUCAUUGCCAUGGCACAGAUUGACUGUUCAGUGACACAAGUUGAAGACUUAGGUGCUAACAACCACUUCUAUGACAUACGUCAACGCCCUUAAGCCCAGCUACUAAAACUAAUGCUUGGUGGCCAUAGCACAGAAAAGAUGGGCUGGGCCAGUACUCUUCCGCUACUUGCACAUUCUAGUCACCCGAAUUCUUACACGAACAAAGGCAAUAUCAUGGCAAGACCAAUUUGAAAGUAAAAGGGAAAAAGUAAAAGUGAUAUCGAUCCAGUUAAGCUCACUAAAGAACUAUAUAUCCAUUGGGUAAUGACAGAAAAGACAGUCUAUGAACAUAUGUACAUUACUUCCAAUGUCAUUGUUCCGGAGACAUUCACAAUGAUCAGUGGACCAGAGUCCUAAGGACUACAACCCUUUCCAUCUAUGCAUGUCGAAUGAGCAACACAGAAUAAAAAGAUGGUCUGUCUGCUGCCAAACUUCAUUGCCCAAAUAAAUAUGCCUGCCUGCUGCCGAAGGCCAUCGCCCAAAAAAAAAGAUGGCUGCUGCCGGAGGUCAUUGCCAAAGAAAAGAUGCCUGUCUGUUGCCGAAAGUCAUUGCCUAAAUAGAUAUGCCUGCCUGCUGCCGAAGGUCAUCGCCUAAAAAAAAAGAUGGCUGCUGCUGCCGGAGGUCAUUGCCAAAGAAAAGAUGGCUCACAGCUACUGUCGGAGAUCAUCGCAAAAAAAGAUACCUAUUUGCUUCCAAAGGUUAUUGCCCAAAAGAAUAUGCCUGCCUGCCUGCUGCAUCGCCAAAAAAAAAGGUGGCCACUGCUGUCGGAGGUCAUCGCAAAAAAAGAUACAUGUCUGCUGCC